Trematosphaeria pertusa is the source of this 863-nucleotide messenger RNA. RefSeq lists its product as uncharacterized. The record is from RefSeq and is a predicted model, not a curated record. The transcript has a single exon. Bases 149 to 694 code for a protein of 181 amino acids. NCBI's taxonomy places the organism in Eukaryota, Fungi, Ascomycota, Dothideomycetes, Pleosporales, Trematosphaeriaceae.
GUCAUCGAAAGUCAAUAUCACUUCUUGCGCCGCUCAUGCCUAUCAUAGGACCCGCUUGAAUGCGUUGACGCGGCGACGAGUACCAGAAGGUAACAUAUUCCCAUUGGUCUCUGUCCAGGGCGACAGAUAUCAACGCACAUGACCUCUCAUGCUUCAACAAGUCUCACGGAACGAGAUCAUUGCAUAUGCGGUGUCAGCCUUGCACCCUCAUACUCGAGUAUGUGGUCGCAUGCGGCCUUUCCUAAAGCGACCAUGCAGUCCCGCCCCCGACCCCAUACGCUCUAGCGACCCUACGCGCCGUCGCCCAUGGCUCCCGACGUUCGCUUCCCCGCAUUCUGUUCGGUCUAAGGAGCCUCAAACGGUUUCGCUAAUGCAUGAUGACUCGAGAAUGCAAGAACGACGCAGUUGUGCCUUGCAGCUCGAUUACCGCUCCACUGACCUCCGCUCCACAGCCUCUCCACACACGAACCAAGCCAGAACUAAGCCAGGACCCUCUAAUGAUAGACUGCUUCUUCCUAUCUGCCCGAUUCUACUACGAACCGUCCGUUGCCGACGCUGCAUUUGUCGAGGACACUCUUCAGGUCCGAGAAUGAAUGCGAGACAUAGCACGGGAUUGCUUUACGCGAUGAGGAAAAGCGGUAUUUUGUUCUUGGAACUACUAGUCCGACUGACGACCCAUCCCGCGCGGGAUUGACGGGUUUAUCGCGAGAGCCUGCGACAUGAUGUUGGAAUCGGAGCGGGUCUGGUUCGUUUGUAGGGCCAUCCGUGGUUGUCCCGCGGGCGAUGGCACCGCGGUUGGAAUGAUAAGAGGUAAGUGCGAGAGAAGACGGUUUGAUGACCGCAUCGCGAGGUUGCAGUGACCG